Messenger RNA from Trichoderma aggressivum f. europaeum, 1527 nucleotides. RefSeq lists its product as uncharacterized. Gene Ontology annotation, molecular function: transcription cis-regulatory region binding; DNA-binding transcription activator activity, RNA polymerase II-specific. The coding region runs from base 1 to 1527 and encodes 508 amino acids. The record is from RefSeq and is a predicted model, not a curated record. Gene Ontology annotation, cellular component: RNA polymerase II transcription regulator complex. Lineage: Eukaryota; Fungi; Ascomycota; Sordariomycetes; Hypocreales; Hypocreaceae. The transcript has 4 exons. Gene Ontology annotation, biological process: regulation of DNA-templated transcription.
AUGGCGGAUGCGGAGGGUGCCGACGGUGAGCGGCCCUCGUUCACCACCUUUUGGAAGCGAGUCAAACAAAAGGAGAAGGGCGAGGCCGGCGACCAGCACAAGAAGAAGGGGAAAACGUCGGCCAGCCCAUCGUCGACUGCGGAGCUGCAGCAGGACGAGGCCGAAGCCGAAGCUGGCGAGGAAGAUCAAGAUCCUGACGGGUUCCGUUGGGGGGAGAGACGCGCGCUAGAGUGCGAGGAGGGGAGCUCGAGUGCCGAAGAGACGUGGAUUGGCCACGUCCACAGCAACACGUCGAAUGCGGAAUCCGGGGCGCUUUUCAAUGAUUACAGGCGCCAGAGUAGCCAGUGCUACGGUCGUGUUCCAUCGUCUCGAGAGCUUGGACGAACCCGGUCCAAGGUGCACAAGAAGAAGAUGGAGGCUGAGCUAAGAUUGCGAGCUGCAGAUGAAGAUGCCGGCGAGACCGCCAAGGACGCCGACGCCAAGGACAAGGCCCAGCUGCGGCGAGCUCAGGUCAGGAAGGCCCAGAUUCAACACCGACAGAGAAAGGCAAACUAUGUCAAGCAGCUGGAGCUCGAUGUGUCUCAGCUGCGUGACCUCAUCACCCAGGCCCAGCAAGAGACGUCUCAGAUGCUCAAGGAAAACAACGGCAUCCGAGACCUAAUAAGAAGAACUGAGCCAGUUCAGCAGCACACAUAUCCACAGCAAGCCGACUCCACCUAUUUCUCAAACACAGAUUCUCCCGGCACCCGCCUGGGUGGUAAUACGUCCGAGCUGGAUACCCAGGAAUGGCUCACCGGCGGACACUUGUCCGACCUGGACCUCAACCAAAACCCCCUGAUGCCUUCAACCUCCAACGAUGCUGAACUGUUUGGCCACAUCAACCUCGACGACAUUACUGUGUCACUGGGCAUUAACGAUCUUCUGGGAACGCCAUGCUUCACCGUCAGUAACCCUUCCACUGGCAGCAGCGUACAGGGCUAUGCCAGCCCGCCCAGCUUUGAAAACCCCCCCUUGACGCCACCUCUUACUCCUCAGCAAGAACAGAUUGUGAUUAAUUGGAUAUUAGCUCUUGAAAACAUCUGCUGGGACCAUUUCCAAUCCAAUGAUUUCCACUCGCACGUCCCCGGCGAGACUGAGGGAGGCAAUAACCACAUCCUCACAGCAACCUCCCUCAUGAUGAAUGCCGCACCCGCAUCCAUCUUCACCGACCGCCAGGUGUUCGCAGGCAUAGAUCCUACGACCACACAGGCGCCCACCUUCCAAUGGCAGGCUACCGGUAUCUCCAUCAGCUCCCUCUGGGCCCUAGCCCGGUUUGAGGUUGACCCGACUGAGAUUUCUCCCGCGCAGAUCUGGUUCGACCUGGCGUCCAAGUAUUCAUACGAACUGCUCUUUGCCGAUGGCUUGUUGACAACCCUGUUGGUUGAGCUGAGGCCCUUCAUCCGGUGCAUAGAGUUCGGCGCCGCUAUCAAUAGGCAGCUAUACCAUGACAUUAUUGAGAGGAUGAUUGGACUGCCGCCUGUGGUAUGA